Lytechinus variegatus (green sea urchin) is the source of this 1822-nucleotide messenger RNA. Its product is annotated as neuropilin and tolloid-like protein 2. The record is from RefSeq and is a predicted model, not a curated record. Lineage: Eukaryota; Metazoa; Echinodermata; Echinoidea; Temnopleuroida; Toxopneustidae. Gene Ontology annotation, molecular function: protein binding. The coding region runs from base 9 to 776 and encodes 255 amino acids. The transcript has 3 exons.
CAUCUAUCAUGACAACCAGUAACAGGGCUUAUAUCCGUUUCCAGGCCAAUACUGGCAGCGUAAAGAACUUCUGGAAGGUCAUCUAUACAGCUUACCGAGAUUACGAGUGUAAUGAGACAGCAUCGUUCACAUGUGGUGAAUAUAUGUGCAUCAAUCGAGAGCUUGUUUGUAAUGGAAGACAGAACUGCUAUAACAUGGCAUAUGAUGAAGCCGAUUGUGAACCGGAGCACCCUACUUCGCUGCUAAAUGGUAAAAUCGACGCCGUGCUGGGAUGCAUGAUGGCCAUCAUUUUUCUCGUCACCUUUAUAACCAUAUGCCUAACGUGCCGUCAUUCAUGGUUACGAACUCGUGAACGAGCCAAGGCAAUGUCGACGCGACGGAAAGCUGAAAAACAAGCCGUACAAUAUAUGAUGGACAACGAGGCUAACGCGGACGCACAAGAACUAAGCCCGAUGGGGGAGCGCGAAACUACAAACUACACAGUAUGGAACAAAAAUAGUUUCACAGACGAAAAUUAUGUUUCGUGUAAUAAUACAUCGUCUUCGACCAGUCGCCAUCUUGGGGCGGGGAGAGCUUCGCUGACCUCACAAGUGAGCGAUUACGUGGAACAUAUGAUGGAUAGGAUUGGGAGUGUGCAUGGACAAAGUAGUGGAGGGAGCAGCGAAGGAAAACUCACCCGAGCCAAUACCAAUAAUGUUUGGACAAGACAAUCAUUUAGCGAUCACCCCAGGACGGUUCACAAAUAUCCUACGAAGGAUAUACAAGUACAUGUUUAAGAAUGUCUCAAUCACCUGUGAUAGUUUAAGCUUCAUGUGUGUAUAAACCAAGAUUGCCAAAUCAAACAAAGACAAAGACAGAGAAAGAAUCUUGGUUAUAAUUGCAAUUUUGAUAAAAUGCAGCGAACUUCCACAGUAAUCAUCUCUUACCAAAUAUUCCUUCUAUUUAUCACUACUUGGUGUUGUCGUGUAAAGAUCAUAUCCUCUCUUCCAGAUCGUAAGUUGUUCGUGAUGUCAUCGGUGAUAUAUCCUAAUGCCAAACAUUUGAAGCAUAAAAUGGACAUGUUGAAAUAUCAAGGAUAAUAUUGUCUCUGAGCUUGAACAAUUAUUCAAGACCAUAUGGAGUUUUCGUCGAUAAUAGAAAAAACUGCUGUUGUGUGGAUGCUCGAUAUAAGACUCGCAGGAUUCAUGGAAAUUGAUUUGCGAAUAUUGACAGAUUUUCAAAAUCUUUACAUAAAUUGUUGUCACUUAGCAAAUAUCAAGGAUAAUCUGAUUACUACGUUGAUGGCACACACUAAACGCUUCGUUUGAUAAAAAAAAUACAAGAGGCUUGUCCUCAUCAGCCUGUGUUUCCAAAUAUUCAUAUGUUUCUUAUCUGUGGAAACCAGAUGAGAACUUGCUAGAGAUAAUAUGUGAUAAAGGUGCAAUCAUUUCGAUGUGUGGGCUAUUACCUCGAGUUCACCUCAAAGUUAGAAACCUUUAUCUGUGGACCAUUUACAUAAGAAACGACGGUUAGGCUGUGAAGCCAUUUUUUGCAGGUACACUACUGGGCCACGUUGCAUUAAAGUUACUAUUAUGGUAACUUUGCCACCCAAUGGUAACUACCAUGAAAUCCUUGAUUUUGGUUGGCUCUUAAAGCGUUGUUACCAUGGUGGUUAUCAUUGGAUGGUAAAGAUAUCAUAAUAGUAACUUUUAUGCAACGGGGCCAAUAGGACGUGUUGGCACUGCAACAAAAUGUUUUGAUAACAGACUUCCACGAACAACGUCGUCCUGUUUUACCUCUUCAUGAUUUGAGCUGCAUUUCUACUUUUCACCAUUGAACUACA